CCAGUCUCUCUCGGAAGGGAAAGCCCAUGGCGAAGCUGACGGGUCCCGAGUUGUGUGAGGCGGAGCUCAAGAGCCUCCUGAAGCGAGACCGUAAGGUGUACUACACCACCCCGUCGCUCAACGACCAGCUGUACAUCCACUACCGGGGAUACAGACGCCUCCAGGCACUCGAGCCCUUCACCGGACUCAAAGUCCUCUACGCUGAGGGAAAUGGUACAAGGCGGGACGGGGCGGCGUAUCGAUGGUCGUUCGUUGCAUGCGGGGGAACGUCGAGAUGGGUGGGUGUCUCAUGCCGUCUCCCUUCUGCGUUUGUUUGUGUGUGUGUGUGUGUCAGGGUUUCGGAAGCUGGAGGGGCUGGAUGAGUGCCAGAAGCUCCGCUGCCUGUGAGCUGGGGUGGCCAACCAGGGGACUCAUGCUGUGUGUGUGUGUGUUUGUGUGUGUUUAUGUGUGUCAGCUACGUGCAGGAGAACUGCAUCGAGAAGAUAGAGGGUGUGGACAAGCUCAAGGACCUCCACACCGUCAACCUCUCCAACAACUUCAUCGAAACUAUCGAGGGGCUCGGUAUGCCUUGAAAGCGCACAGAGGGAGGGAGGGAGCGAGAGAGAGACAGCGCUUGUGUGCGUGCCGCUUUCUGUAAAAGGUGAGAAUGGGAGUUUGGGUACGCUGAUCAUCCAGAAGAACCGUGUGGGCACCAAUGGCUUAUCGGACGUCACCGAACUCAGAAACUACAAAGCCAUCACGUACCUGUCUCACGCAAUGCCCUCUGUCUUGUGUGUUGGUGUGACCUCCCGUCUCUCUCUCUCUCUCUCUGUGUGUGUGUGUGUGUGCAGUGUGUUGGAUGUGUCGGACAACCAGAUCGACGACCCCGCCAUACUGGAUGAGGUGCUCGUAGACAUGCCCGCACUCACUGUCCUCUACCUCAAGGGCAACCCGGUGGUACGCCACACAACCAUAUUACCCACCCUGUCCUGGGAUCCACUCACUCCACAAUGGAAUAAUGAGGUGUGGCUGACUUGUUUGUGUGUUGUGGUGUUUAGGUGAAGCGCAUCCCCAACUACCGCAAGACGGUCAUCAACACGCUCAAGAAUCUCAGAUACCUCGACGACAGACCCGUAUUCCCGGACGACAGACGGUCAGGGCAGUGAGUGAAUGACGUUCGUUGCACUUUGCUUGUCUGUGUGCCUGACUGACUGGCUGACUGACUGCUUUCCAUGCAGCUGUGCUGAGGCGUUUUGCCGCGGCGGUUUCCCCGAGGAGCGUCAGGAGCGGCGCAUCAUACAGGAGGAGAAAAGGGACGAGCAGAAGCGCAACCACGACGGUCGGGCACCCACACACCCACAUAAAGAGAGAGGGACAGCCGUCCUUUGUUUCAUGGCUCUCUGUCUGUCUGUGUACGCCUAUUUGUCUGUGUAUGUGUGUGGAUGCGCAGCGUUUCGGCGCUUGAUUCAGGAGGCGCGUCAGGAGAAGGCGGAGCGUGACAAGAUGGAGGCCGAGGACGACCCACAACUCGCCAUACACGAGCACUGGAGACAGAAGGAGAAACGACGGUAGGAACGCCAGCCGACCUUCCCAUGCAUGUACCGUACCGUAACCGCACUCGAAUGUCCAUCUCUCUCUCCUUGUGUGUGUCAGAUACUAUGACGAGGAGGAAGACAGCGACCAGGAGAGAGAGCAACACUUUAGGUAUAUAGCCCCCUCUCACCCUCUCAGUGACAAUUGUACCACUGCCUCCCCCUCUCUCUCUCUCUCUCUCUGUCCAUGCAGAGGUGUGGCCCAGGACAUCCAGCAGCAGGAGCAGAAUCAUCAUCACCACAAUGACGGCAUCUACGCCGAGCGCCGGCCGUCUGCCCUCUCCCGCCACUCCACCGACCUGCCCGGCAGCUGCAGCGAGCGGGCCAACACGCGAGAAGACUUCGACGACACCGAGAGCGCCUUACGCGCCCAGCAGACGGUGCAGUCAUUCUCAUUCGCAGGGCCGCAGCAGGACGAGAAGCAGCAAUCGGGAAGCAAGGGUGGAGAAGGGGAACGAGAUGACAUCUGGGGAGAGGGGGAUGGGGAGGGCGAGGGUCCGGAGAGAGGGGAGGAGAAGCCCACCAAGAUUGCCAUUGUGGAGGAGGAGGAGGAGGACAGUGCUGAUGAAGGUGAGGAGGGCGAGAAGGACCUCCCGCCCAUGGAGAGAUUCGAAGAAGACCAAGGAGACAACGGGCCUCCUCCCCUGAUCGAUAACAAGCGAGAUGCAGACACCAAGACAGAGACAGAGCAUCAGGGGGCCAAGAAGGCCAAGCCAUCACCAGCACCAGCACCAGCACCAGCACCAGCGCCAUCCUCCUCCUUCUACGAGCACCCCUUCAUCCCAUGGGCCAGCCAUGACGACCCCAAGGACAAGGACAAGGACACGGACAAGUGCAGCACGACGGCCAUGCCGGCCCCGUCGGCCGAGGCCAUGGGGCGCAAGGUAGUGCAGACCAUACAGAAGGACAAGGAGGGAGGGGGGGAGCAGGGGGAUGGCAAGAGCAUGGAGGCUCUUGACUAGCUAGGCUCACUCGUCAAACGAUGCGUGUG
Messenger RNA from Vitrella brassicaformis, 2562 nucleotides. NCBI's taxonomy places the organism in Eukaryota, Vitrellaceae. The record is from the annotation of a GenBank genome assembly.